AUGGCGGCGGCGGCAGCAGCACGAGCAGUUUCUUUGGGACCUGGGCUCUCGGGCCUGCGACCGGCGCUGCCACUUGUAGUGAUUCUCGGGGCCACGGGCACCGGCAAGUCCACCCUGGCGUUGCAGCUCGGCCAGCGGCUCGGUGGCGAGAUCGUCAGUGCUGACUCCAUGCAGGUUUAUGAAGGCCUAGACAUCAUCACCAACAAGGUUUCUGCCCAAGAGCAGAGAAUGUGCCAGCACCACAUGAUCAGCUUUGUGGAUCCUCUUGUGACAAAUUACACCGUGGUGGACUUCAGGAACAAGGCGACUGCUCUGAUUGAAGAUAUAUUUGCCCGAGACAAAAUUCCUAUUGUCGUGGGAGGAACCAAUUAUUACAUUGAGUCUCUGCUCUGGAAAGUUCUUGUCAAUACUAAGCCCCAGGAGAUGGGCACUGCAAACGUGACUGACCGGAAGGCAGAGCUUGAGAAGGAGGAUGGCCAUGCCCUCCACAGACGCCUGCGCCAGGUGGACCCAGAGAUGGCUGCCAGACUGCACCCCCACGACAAGCGCAAAGUGGCCAGGAGCUUGCAAGUGUUUGAAGAAACAGGGAUCACUCAUAGUGAAUUUCUUCACCGUCAACAUGCAGAAGAAGGUGGUAGUCCUCUUGGAGGCCCUCUGAAGUUCCCUAACCCUUGUAUCCUCUGGCUUCAUGCUGAUCAGACAGUUCUAGAUGAGCGCUUGGAUAAGAGGGUGGAUGACAUGCUUGCUGCUGGGCUCUUGGAUGAACUAAGAGAUUUUCACAGACGCUAUAAUGAGAAGAAAGUUGCUGAAAAUAGCCAGGACUAUCAACAUGGUAUCUUCCAAUCAAUUGGCUUCAAGGAAUUUCACGAGUACCUGAUCACUGAGGGAAAAUGCACACCAGAGACUAGUAACCAGCUUCUAAAGAAAGGUAUUGAGGCUCUGAAACAAGUGACGAAGAGAUAUGCCCGGAAGCAGAACCGAUGGGUUAAAAAUCGCUUUUUGAGUAGACCCGGUCCCAGUGUUCCCCCAGUGUAUGGUCUAAAAGUAUCUGAUGUCUCCAAGUGGGAGGAGUCUGUUCUUGAACCUGCUCUUGAAAUCGUGCAAAGUUUCAUCCAGGGCCUUAAACCCGCAGCAGCUCCAAUAAAGAUGUUAUGCAAUGAAACUGAGAACAAGAGAAGUUAUCAUACAUGUGACCUCUGCGAUCGAAUCAUCCUUGGGGACCGAGAAUGGGCAGCACAUAUAAAGUCCAAAUCCCAUGUGUACCAACUGAAGAAAAGAAGAAGACUGGACUCAGAUGCCAUCACCCCCAUAGAAAGUCAGUGUGUUUCCCUAGAUUGUGACAAUGAGCUUAAAGAGAAGGGAUCCCCAGGGCAGAAUGAUGAAGAGCUGAAGUCCAGUGUUUAAAAAACAAGUCCAGUGGCCUUUGGAAAGGUGGCAGGAAUCCAGUUCUGGAAGAAGGGCUGUAUCUGUCUCUCAUUCUGGACUGAGGAGUGCUGUGCAGAAAGCUCCCACCAUUUUCUUCCACUCAGUGGUGUGGUUUAAACUCGUGUUCUCUGUCAUGGAAGCAGCAGAUUUUGUCAACUACUUGUGUGGCUGAUAUGUCUGGUAAUUAGGAAGGGAUUUUUUUUUUUUUUAAUGUUAUAGGAUCCUUUUUUUUUUAAGGCACAGAUUGCCUUUUUACUUGAGGAUCUUUUUUGUGAUAAAUACCAAGAUUCGCUAUAUUCCUUAAAAAACAAGCUUUAUGUCUCAGAAUCUGGCUAAAAAUAGCAAAUUUCUGUACAAUUUUAUAAAGGACUGAAGCAUUGGAAGCCACAAAUCAGGAGUUCUGGAUUUGAGUGAGUGGCAGGAAAGAACCAGCCCUGGUAGGAGAGUAAGAUGACCCAAACCAUUUUUCUUGGAAUUCUGUAGCAAAGGAGAGAAUCAGACCAAGGUAAUUGUGACAUGGGACUUGAAAACUAAAGACUUUGGCAUUUGUUGAUAAUUGUUGUUUGAUAAUUAUUGUCGCUGCUCUCUGUUGAAUUAAGAAUCUAUUUUUAUUGAAAAGUAAAUAAAGAAAAAGUUUGCAAGAGCCUCUGUAGUCCUUAAAUAUG
Molecule: messenger RNA, 2090 nt
Organism: Talpa occidentalis (Iberian mole)
Lineage: Eukaryota; Metazoa; Chordata; Mammalia; Eulipotyphla; Talpidae
Gene: TRIT1
Product: tRNA isopentenyltransferase 1
Exons: 11
Coding region: 1-1404 (467 amino acids)
Biological process (GO): tRNA modification
Cellular component (GO): mitochondrion
Molecular function (GO): ATP binding; tRNA dimethylallyltransferase activity
Source: RefSeq, a predicted model, not a curated record